GGUCCCGCAAUGGCCGGGACUGGCUGCGCUCGGAGCUGCCGGGCCGGGGGCUGGAGCCACCAGGGCGGGUUCACGCCCCGGAGGCUGAGGGCUGGUGCUACUCGUGCUGUGCGCGUCGGACGGCGUAUACUCCCAGCCGGCCCCCGCGGCCCAGCGUUGCUGCCCACGGGAGUUUGGGACGAGCACAUCCCCUGUGCCCUAAAGGACUUCCUCCUUCGGGAAGGGAGAGAGGAAGCCUAGGGGGACGGGGAGAGAAGGGCCCGUUCUGCCUGUCGGGGUGGCGGCGCGGGAGAGCAGUGCCAUGCUCCUCUCCAUCCUGACCGCGCUCUGCCUGUGGCUGCGCCUGGCGCUGGGCGUGCGCGGCGCGCCGUGCGAGGCGGUGCGCAUCCCCAUGUGCCGGCACAUGCCCUGGAACAUCACGCGGAUGCCCAACCACCUGCACCACAGCACGCAGGAGAACGCCAUCCUGGCCAUCGAGCAGUACGAGGAGCUGGUGGACGUGAACUGCAGCGCCGUGCUGCGCUUCUUCCUCUGCGCCAUGUACGCGCCCAUCUGCACCCUGGAGUUCCUGCACGACCCCAUCAAGCCGUGCAAGUCGGUGUGCCAGCGCGCGCGUGACGACUGCGAGCCCCUCAUGAAGAUGUACAACCACAGCUGGCCCGAGAGCCUGGCCUGCGACGAGCUGCCUGUCUACGACCGGGGCGUGUGCAUCUCGCCCGAGGCCAUCGUCACUGACCUUCCGGAGGACGUUAAGUGGAUAGACAUCACUCCAGACAUGAUGGUACAGGAAAGGCCUCUUGACAUUGACUGUAAACGCCUAAGCCCUGACCGGUGCAAGUGCAAAAAGGUGAAGCCGACCCUGGCGACGUACCUGAGCAAAAACUACAGUUACGUCAUUCAUGCCAAAAUAAAAGCUGUGCAGAGGAGUGGCUGUAAUGAAGUAACUACAGUGGUGGAUGUGAAAGAGAUCUUCAAGUCCUCAUCACCCAUCCCUCGAACUCAAGUCCCACUCAUUACGAAUUCAUCCUGCCAGUGUCCUCACAUCCUGCCCCACCAAGAUGUCCUCAUCAUGUGUUAUGAGUGGCGCUCACGGAUGAUGCUUCUUGAAAAUUGUUUAGUUGAAAAAUGGAGAGAUCAACUUAGUAAAAGAUCCAUACAGUGGGAAGAGAGGCUGCAGGAACAGCAGAGGACAAUCCAGGACAAGAAGCGCACAGCGGGGCGCACCAGCCGCAGUAACGCCCCGAAACCCAAGGGGAAGCCGCCUGCCCCCAAACCAGCGAGCCCCAAGAAGAACAUUAAAGCUAGGAGUGCUCCAAAGAGAACAAACCCAAAACGAGUGUGAGCUAACUGCUUUCCAAAAUGGGGACUUCCUCUCAGGUUGAGGCCAGGCAUUACCCACGCAGCCUGUAGAAGGCCGUACACCCCUUGCCUUAACAACUGCAGUCCUUUUCAUAGACACGUCUUGCAGCAUUUUUCUUAAUGAUAUGCUUCAAUUUUUCUUUUUAAGUCACUACAAGCCAUAGUGGUAGGUAUGCCUUUUGGUAUGGAAGGUAUAUGAAAGCUGGUCGAAAGAGCUUAUUGAGUUGAGAAUAAACCAUGUGCAUACUCUGUGGGAGCUCCACGUGGGGAAAAUGCUUUUGUUCUUACAAUUUGACCUAAUAUGUGCAUUGUAAAGUAAAUGCCAUACUACAAACAAAA
Molecule: messenger RNA, 1698 nt
Organism: Delphinapterus leucas (beluga whale)
Lineage: Eukaryota; Metazoa; Chordata; Mammalia; Artiodactyla; Monodontidae
Gene: SFRP4
Product: secreted frizzled related protein 4
Biological process (GO): canonical Wnt signaling pathway; non-canonical Wnt signaling pathway
Cellular component (GO): cytoplasm
Molecular function (GO): Wnt-protein binding
Source: RefSeq, a predicted model, not a curated record